Messenger RNA from Saccostrea cuccullata (small rock oyster), 1675 nucleotides. Its product is annotated as arylsulfatase B-like. NCBI's taxonomy places the organism in Eukaryota, Metazoa, Mollusca, Bivalvia, Ostreida, Ostreidae. The coding region runs from base 53 to 1537 and encodes 494 amino acids. The record is from RefSeq and is a predicted model, not a curated record. The transcript is spliced from 8 exons.
UUCUUCAGAUAUCGAUUGGACAAGCAUCAACACAGGUAUAAAUAGGAUAAAUAUGAAAACAUUACUCAGUGCAGCCGUACUUCUAGCAGUGUUAGCGUGCUUUAUUGAAGGCCAAGCUACAAAACCGCAUAUUUUGCUUGUGAUAGCUGAUGAUUUUGGUUACAACGACAUCGGGUAUCAUGGCUCGGAGAUUAAAACUCCGAAUUUGGAUAAACUUGCUGGGGAGGGGAUCAAACUGGAGAAUUAUUACGUGCAGCCAAUCUGUACGCCUACCAGAAGUCAACUAAUGUCUGGACGUUAUCAGAUACAUACUGGCCUUCAGCAUGGCGUGAUCUUUCCUCCCCAACCUAACGGAUUACCCCUAGACAGCCCGAUACUACCAGAAAAGCUCAAAGAAGCCGGGUAUGCAACUCACGCGGUGGGGAAAUGGCAUCUGGGAUUUUAUAAAAAGGAAUAUCUCCCGACAAGCAGAGGGUUCGACUCUUACUUUGGGUACCUGUCAGGGGCCGAGGACUACUUCACACACGAGCGAUGUUUUGGGAAAAUGUGUGGUACAGAUUUACACGAUAAUACAAACCCAGCUAGCUAUUCCGGACAGUACUCAGCUCAGUUAUUUUCUCACAGAGCAGCCGAUGUUGUCAAAAAUCACAAUACAAAUCAGCCUCUUUUCCUGUAUCUCCCAUUCCAAUCCGUACAUGCCCCGCUACAAGUACCAGAGCAAUACACAAAGCCCUACAUGCAUAUAAAGGACGUACAAAGAAGAACAUAUGCCGGUAUGGUGUCUGUUAUGGACGAGGCUGUAGGAAACCUUACGGAGGUUCUGAAACAGAAAGGGAUGUGGGAUAAUACUCUAAUGGUGUUUUCAACAGAUAAUGGGGGACAAAUUCAUGCAGGAGGGAAUAACUAUCCCCUGAGAGGAUGGAAAAACUCUCUCUGGGAAGGAGGUGUUCAUGGAGUAGGGUUUGUUCAUGGUCAGAUGUUGAAGAGGAAAGGAAUCGUUUCACGAGACCUAAUCCACGUCUCAGACUGGUUUCCCACACUUGUGUCAAUGGUCGGCGGUAAUCUAAAUGGAACACAACCAUUGGAUGGAGUAGAUCAAUGGAGAACCAUAAACGAUGGUUCAACGCCCAGUCAAAGGAAAUCAAUAUUACACAACAUAGACCCACUUUACCCACCAGUGGGCCAAAGGCUGCUUUCAAGCCCAUUUGACAAUAGAAUACGGGCGGCUGUUCGAAUGGGAGACUGGAAGCUCAUCACGGGUUUUCCUGGAAAUGGAAGUUGGGUUCCACCACCUCAUAUGAAAUCUCAAGAGAUGCCAAAAAUAAAGAAUGAAGCUGAGAAGAACAUUUGGUUGUUCAAUAUCACAGAAGAUCCUAAUGAACACAACGAUGUUUCUAGUACUAUGCAACACGUGGUGAUGAAUAUGUUGGAACUACUAGCCCAGUAUAACAAGACAGCGGUACCCUGUCGGUACCCUAACAUAGACCCUAGAGCUGAUCCCAAAUACCACGGGGGAUACUGGGGCCCCUGGGAGUAAAUGUUUCACAGAACAUCGAUAUCUGAAACGACAAAACAAAGCCAGCUCUCAGCACCAUCGAAAUUAUGUGGAUGACUUUUAUAAGUACAUUUGAUUUACAACUAGAUUUUAUAUUGUGAAUAAAAAACCUUGAAAAGA